Phascolarctos cinereus (koala) is the source of this 3739-nucleotide messenger RNA. RefSeq names its product cilia- and flagella-associated protein 157-like. Gene Ontology annotation, biological process: sperm axoneme assembly. Lineage: Eukaryota; Metazoa; Chordata; Mammalia; Diprotodontia; Phascolarctidae. Gene Ontology annotation, cellular component: cilium; ciliary basal body. Gene Ontology annotation, molecular function: microtubule binding. The record is from RefSeq and is a predicted model, not a curated record.
GUAUAGAGGGGGCAGCUUCCUUAGCAACAGCUUGGUCUUUUAAAGGAGCAAUAGCUGCAGUCAGCCAUGGCUCCUAAGAAAAAAGGAGAGGGCAAGAAGAAGAAGAAGAAGAAGACAGAAAUCCAAGCAGCUACUAAGGCCAUCGAAGAAGUCGUAACAGAGACCCAGGAGUUCUACCACAUCCAAAUCCGGGACCUGGAGAAUCGGCUUGACAGGUACAAAGAGAAGUGGGAUGAGUUCUCCCAGCAGGACAAAGUGUUCCAGGAGGAGUUUAACCAGCUGGCCCACAACAAAAAGGAGGUUGUUUCCUUCCUGAAACGAACUCUUAACCAACGUGUGGAUGAGAUCGCUGACCUUAAUUCUCAGCUUCAGGGGCUGCAGAUCUCCAAAGAGAUGGAGAAGGAUGCCUUUGAGGCCCGGCUGGCCCAGGUACGCCAUGAGUUCCAGGAGACCAAAGACCAGCUCACCAUGGAGAAUAUCAUGUUAGGGGGUAAGCUGGCUGCCCUAGAGGAGUUCCAAUUCCAGAAAGCUGAUCUCUUGGCCAAGUUUUCCCUUUUGGAGGAUCAGCUGAAGAAGCAGCGAGAUGACUACAAGUCGUAUGUUUGCCACAUGGAAAGGAAGGCUUUGAUGGAUAAAGAAAGACUUCGGAAGGACAUAAUCCAUCGUAUAAACACAGUGGCAGCUGAGUUUCGAAGGUUUUCUAGCUCCCAGAUGGCAGAGACAACAAAGAGAGCUAUUCGGGAGAACGUGACGGUGGCUCUGGGUCUGGCCAAAAUAAACUCUGGAAACUUGGAGCAGAUAAAGGAGAAUAAUGUGCUGAAAGAGUCGAAGGAGGAGCUGUGCAAACAGCUGGCCCUUCUGGAGAGAGAUGAGAAGACCAUGGCCAAAAACAGCCUCACUCACAUCAAGGUGAUCCAACUUCUUUCUGAAAAGUGCCAGGAGCAGCAGCAUGCAGAAAUUGAAGCUGACCAGCUUCAGAUAAUAUUGAGUCAGGCAGAGAUUGCUUUUCAGCAGGUGGAGGAAGAUAAUAAAGAGCUAAAGAACAAGAUAAAAAGCUUGAGGUUGCAACUGAAUAGUCAGAAGACUGAGGGGAAGAGACUGAGAAGGGAGCUGGAAAAGGAAAGGGAUAAUCGACAAAGCCUGGAGGUUUUGCUGACCAAAGCCACUUGCCACCUCCAGGACUUGCUAAAGGCACACCCUGAGAAAACCGAGGCUUGCAAGAUAGACAUCUUGUUCCAGCUGGGGAGGAAGGAGAUGCUUCAGCAGCUGUUGGAUAUGCUGAAUGAGGCUGUGGUGGUGGGGCCCCAUAUCCCUGAGUUUGUGCCUCCCCCAAUCAAUUCCCCCUCAAUCCAGUCCUUGAUGACUACUGAAGAGAGUUUUAAGCAGCCUGAGCCCCUACCUUUGCUCCAGCAACUGGCCAACAUUCAGCCUUACAGGAUUGGGGACUUGGGCCUGGUGCCUCAUCCACCCUCAACCACCGAGGAUGGCCAAGAUGCUGCUACGUUCAGAAAUCUUAGAUCUGUUAAAGCCUUCAGCAACCCUGAGAUUCCAAGACCUCAAAUUUUGAGAGAGAUCAAGCAGGUCAGCAUGCCGGCUUUCCACCUGUACCCCAGUGUGGAGGGACAGCAGGAAUAGCACCACCUUCCCCAUUCCUUGGCCCUGUGUUCUAGCAAAGGGGGAAGUGAAAGAAGAAAUGCAUGAAGAAGAAAUGCAGGCUUGGAUCUUGGUGGCCUCAUCUUUAUUUCCUGGGCAAGGGUGGGAGAGAAGGUAAAUGCUUUAUAAAAUGGUUAUUACACAGGAAUGGAAGAGAAUCCAUGCUGGUGCCUGAGCCCUUCCCCUCCCCUGCCCUUGAGCUAGAAGCCCUGGUGCCUGCCCAUGAUAUGGUGCCAGCUGAGAACCCUCUAAGGCAAGGAGAUCCUGCUUUUUCUUAUAGGGGCCCAAGACUGCUUCACGAGACACCUCUCUGCCAACCCAUUCCAGAUUGGGUCAACCAUUAAACACUGAUGAGCCUCUUCCCAGGCCAAAAGGAUGGAAGGAACUCUUCAUGAAGCUCCAAUGGGCAGAGAGAGUUUGGAGGGACCUUCCAUUGAUGAGCCAUACUUCCCCAUAAAAAAGGUCUGGGCCAGGAGAGAGGCCCCUUCUUUCAGCCUCCUUCAAAACCUUACCUGAAGCCUGAGGUCUCUACAUGGAGGGUAGCCCCUGGGCAAAGGUGUAGCACCUAGAAAUGUCAGGAUAGGUAACACCACAUUGUCUCAGGGAGGGCAAAGGAAAACAGACACUUGAGGUGAAUCAGCUAAUGAAGGACUGUGACUCUUCUGUGAUUCCUUUCAAAACAAACCCAGAAAGACCGAGUGUCAGAAAUCAGAGCAUAUAUAAGGAAGGGAGAGGACAGGUGCUUCACUGUCCGCAUCAACCCAACUCCUUCCCUGGCACCGCCCCUCCCAAUCAACCACUUGUUAAAUGCCUCCUAUGGGCCCAACACUGGACUAGGGGCUGGGGCUGCAAGAAUGGAGCAACCCUUCCUCACAAGGAGCUUCCAUUCUAAUGGAGGGCACUGCCAGGAAACUGCACACCUGGUGGUUUCUCCUCCCAACAUCACCAUGAGGUAGGUGGAGAAACAGUUAUUGGUCAUUUGAUAGGUGGGCAAAGUGAGAUCCAGAUUGGGGGAGGUCUCAAGGCCGGCCCCUUGUGGAACAAAGGCAGAACUCUGGUAGGGUCCUGCCUCUCAGGGUGGGGAGUGGGACCUUAGGGGUCUGAAUCCUUCGCGUCAUGGAUUGCUUGGCUUCCUACAUAGUCUCUGCUAUGAAGCUGUUUGUCUGUCCCAUGAGGCAUCACAAUGGAUGGAUGUCUUUGAUACUAGCUCAUACAUCUUGUCUUCUCAGAGAGACAGAGGGUUGUGGCGAACAAAGGGAGCAGAGACUUCAGUUCCAACUUUACCCUCCACAUCCCAUCUCAAAUGCUGAAAACCCUACACUCUAUGUAUGCCCCUUUGUUGGUGACCUUUUCCUGGGGGCUGGGGGACACAGUAACUAAUUAAAGUAGCUCCUCUUCCCUUGAAGGACAAGGGGGGCCUUGCCUAAUCCUUGCUCUCUCACUAGCCUGGCCCCCAAUGUGCCCAUCUGGCAUUUAUGAGCUGUAGUGGGGUUUGAGGAGCUGCAACAGUUGGCCUUCCUGAGGUGCACAGGAGCCCCAUCUACACAGCCCUGGUGCUUCUUUCUCUGGAGUCCCACUUGGGAGGCAGUGUGAUUCGGUAGAAAGAACACUGGAUUUUGAGUUGGAGGAUCUGGGUUCAAAUCUCGACUCUGCUACUUACCUGUGUAACUUUGAGGCUCCUUCUAGCUCUAAAUCUACCACCCUGUGAAUCUACUUAAUAUUCUGUUGCCAGGACAGCCGGUAAUGCUGAUGGCGUCAGGCAUCACGCCUGAUGGCUGCCUAUAGUUGUCCAGGCUGUCUGCUCUAACCAAUGACACUCAGAAAAAAACAGUAAGAAGCUGGCCACAGGGAAAUCAAGACCAUGUGACUCCCCUAAAAAAAUCAUAACACAAGCGCCUUACGCUUACACAGCCACCUUGAACUUUCCUGAGAGCGUUCACAUCCACUGUCUCAUUUCAGUUCAAGGUCUAGAGGCAGCUGGGUGGCCCAAAGGAUAGAUAAUUGGACCUGGAGAUGGGAAGACCUGGAUUCAAAUUCUGCCUCAGAUGCUUCUAGCUGUGUGAUCCUGGGGAAAUCACUUCACCCA